AUGAUUGUUCAAAUGUCGGGAGCUCAAUUAAAAACACCCUGUAUGAUAAAAUCAAACAUGGGUCAUGCUGAGUCCGCAUCAGGUAUUUGCGCUAUGAUUAAAGCCUGUAUGGUAUUUCAAAAAGGUCUGAUUCCUCCUAAUUUGCAUUUAAAAACGCCUAAUCCAAAGAUUGAAGGACUAAUGAAUAAGAAAAUUGUUCCAGUUACAAAGAUUAUCCCUUUCAAAGAUGAAAUUAUUUCACUGAAUUGUUUUGGUUUCGGUGGUGCUAAUGUUCACGUUAUUCUCCGUGGUCAUAAUGUUCAAUCAUCGGCUGAUGAGUUCAAUUUAACUCUAUCAAAAUUGCCUCGAUUAGUGAAUAUCCCUGGUCGUUCAGUUGAGGGCAUAAAACAUGUCCAAAAUUAUCUCGAAUCAUCGGUCAAUAAAUUAACCAGAUCAUUUCUCGAUCUUCUUAACGAAUAUUCAAAAACUCGUAAAAUGCCUCAUCGUGGAUUCACAUUGAUUGAAGGAGAACCUGGAAAAUAUUCGAUGAAACAUUUCAUUGGAAAUCAACUCGAUUCAGUUGAACAUAAAAAAGUCUAUUUAACAUCAUCAACAAAUCUAAUCAACGUUGAUCCAAAUCUUAAAGAUUUACCUGUUUUCUCUGAUACAAUCAAUAGAUUAGAAUCUUACCUCAAACCUUUUAAAUCGAAUUUAUUUGAUCUCGUUUUCGGUGAGAUGGAAGUUUCCAACCCUUUGGAGUCGAUUGUUAAAUCAAUUGCUAUUCAAUUGGCGAUUGUUAAUGUAUUUAAAUCGAUACAAUUAAAUAUCGAUGGAGUUGCGAUUUCAACAAUUGGAUCUUUGAUUAAUCUUUACGCCAACAAUAAGAUGACUGAACAAGAAGUCAUUCUAACGGCUUAUUGGUUCGGACAUUUCGUCCAAAUAAAAGACCAAUCGAUAAUCAAUCCAACAAUUGAAGUUUUAUCAUCAUGUGAACAAAUUAAACCUCAUUUAUCAGAAGGAAUCAAACUCACCAAGAAAACUUCAGGUAAAUCAUGUAUCAUCUCUGGACAUUAUGAAGAAAUGUUCAAUACAAUUGUCGAUCUACAAAUGGCUAAUAUUACGGUCAAAUGCCCUGAGGAAUCGCUUGAGAAUGAUAAAUUUUCUGAUUUGAAUGCAAGUUUAUUGAUGCGUCCAAUUAAAUAUCAAGAAAAAAUUAAUAUGAACCAUUUAAAAAGUUACCUGAUCAGAAACAUCCUUCGUCCAAAUGAGUACAUUCGAGUGAUUUUGGAGUUGACAGAACCAACUUCAAUCCUGAUAGUCAAUGCUGAUGAUCGCCAAUUCUUCUAUCCUAAAUCAAUUACCUACGAAAAAAGUUCAGAGACCGUUGAUAAACUUUCUGACAUAAUAAACACAGUUAUUUGGAAUAUUGAAGAAUCGCCCGCCCCAAGUGACGUGAGCAAAAAUGAUUUAGUUAUUUACAAAAUGGCUAAUCAGUCGAUUGAUUCAUUAAUCUCGAAUAUAGAAAAAAUUCAAUCGAUUCUAAAACCCAAUGGUCAUUUGUUGAUAUUGACCAGAGAAAACUCAUCAAAAUUAGAAAGUCUAAGAUCGAAUCUAUUUGUUCAAAAUCUGUUGAAAGAUUUUCUUCCAAAUUCAAUUGACUCAAAUUCACUAAUUGAAAAAAUGAAUGAAAAUAAUUGGGUUUGUAUAAGUCAACGAACACUUUCACCUACUUCGUUGCCUUUAGUCGGAUUAAUGUUCAAGAAGUUACCAGAGUCGAUUAAUCUUGAGAAACAUAAAAUUAUCCGAGUUAAUCCAUUUGAAUAUUCGUGGCUCGAUAAUCUAAAGGGUGAAAUAAAAGCUGAUGAAGAAUCAAUAAUUUGGUUGAUUAGUCAAAAUGUAAGUGUACUCGGUUUAGUGAAGUGUUUAAGUUUAGAACCUUUUGGAUCUCGAAUUCGUUGUGUGGCUCUUCAACCAGGUUCUAAAGGAAUCGAUUCAUCAUCAAUUGAUUUGCAUAGUGCAACUUUCCAUCAACUAAUAACCAAUGAUUGUAAAUUCAAUAUUUAUGACGAUAAACUCGGAUGGGGAGAUUAUUGUCACUUCGAGAUUCCAACUAAACCAGAGACCGAUAGCAAAUGUUUAGUCCAAAGUAAAGAUGCUUAUGUCCAAUGUUUAAUUCCUGGUGAUCUUUCAUCACUUGUAUGGACUCAAUUCAAUCCGAUUCCUGAUCCUAAAAAAGGACAAUCCCUCGUGACAAUCAACUAUUCGUCUCUUAAUUUCAAAGAUAUUAUGCAUACGACUGGAAGAUUACCUUCUAAUCUUAAUCCCGAUUGGCGUAUUCCAGUAGAAAUGUCGACACCAAUCGGAUUAGAAUAUGCUGGUGUCGAUUCGAAUGGUAAUCGUCUCAUAGGCAUUGUCCCUCAUCGAGCAUUAGCGACUAAACUCAUAAUUGGAUCAAAUGAUUUCUGUUGGUCUGUUCCUUCAACAUGGACCAUGGAAGAUGCUGCAACCGUACCGGUUGUUUAUGCAACUGCGAUUUAUAGUCUAUUGAUUCGCGGUCAACUUCGUCAAGGAGAAUCUGUUCUUAUUCAUGCAGGAACAGGAGGUGUUGGAAUAGCAGCGAUAAACAUUUGUUUGAGUAUGAAUUGUAAGAUCUUUACAACGGUUGGUACAGAUGAGAAACGGAAUUUUCUUCAAGAACAAUUGUCUUCACUGGACGAGACGAGUUUCGCUCAUUCGAGAUCGACUUCAUUCGAAGAACAUAUUCUUAGACACACGAAUGGUCGAGGUGUUGAUGUGAUUCUCAAUUCAUUAUCUGAGGACAAACUACAAGCAAGUGUUAGAUGUUUAGCACCGGGUGGACGAUUUCUCGAAAUCGGUAAAAAUGACAUUAAUCAGAAUAACAAGAUCAACGUGGGACUCUUCGAUGAGUGCCAAACUUUUCAUGGAAUUAUACUUGAUUCGUUCAUUGGCUCUGCGAGUUGCCCGAUUAGUAAAGAAGGUGGAACGAAACAUAUCAAAAAGAAAAUCAGUGCAUAUAUGAACCAAGGAAUUGCUACAGGAAUAGUAAAGCCCAUUGCACGAAAAGUAUUCGAAAUGAACCAGGUUGAAAAGGCUUUUCGAUUUAUGGCCACCGGUAAACAAAUUGGUAAAGUACUGGUCAAGAUAAAUAAUGGAAAUGGAGAUGAUGAAAGUUCUUUGACAACAGAAACAUUGACCAAAAUAAAUGAAACUUCAUCAAUCACUGAGUCACUUGGUGCCAAUGUCAUCAUAUCAACUCACGAUUUAACUAAAGAACAAGAUUGUUGUUCUCUUUUCGAAUCCCUUUCACCUUAUCCAAUUGGUGGGAUAUUUAAUUGUGCUCUCGUUUUGUCUGAUGCUUUAAUAUCCGAUCAAAAUGCUGAAACUUAUGAAAAAGUUUGUUCGUCUAAAGUAAAAAUAACCAAGAAUUUAGAUAAAUUAACUCGCUCAAUGGCUCCAGUUGAUUGUGAUUAUUUCGUUUGCUUCUCAUCAGUAGCUUCUGGACGAGGUAACAAAGGUCAAUCUAAUUAUGGAUUAGCCAAUUCUUACAUGGAAUCGAUUUGUCAAGAGAGAUUCAAACAUGGACUUCAUGGUCUAGCGAUCCAAUGGGGAUACGUUGGUGAUGUUGGAUUUGUUGUUGAGAAAAUAGGUGUUAGCAUUGUUUCAGUUCGUGGAACAGCAGCUCAACGAAUCCACUCUUGUUUCUCUGUACUCGAACGAGCAUUGACUUAUCCCGUACCUGUCGUGUCAAGUUCGGUGAAACCAAUUGAUACCAAAAGCUAUUCAACCGGAUCUGGGGAUAUAGUCAGCUCAAUUUGUCACAUUUUGGGUUUCAAAGAUAUUAAUUCACUUGAUCUUAAUGUUACUUUGGGCGAACUUGGUAUGGACUCAUUGAUGGCAAUCGAAGUCCAACAAGUUUUAGAGAAACAGUAUAAUAUUUUAAUGAAUUCAAAGGAGAUUCGAUCCCUAACAAUCAUUAAAUUAAAGGAAUUAUCAAACAAAAUUAAAAAUGAUAAACAAACAUCAGAAUCAUUAACAAAUGCCUCGACCAUUAAUGAAUCGAGUGACACAAAUUCAAUGAUUGGAUCACUUUUAUCUCUUCAAGUUCCAAAAUCAAAAAUCAGCAAUCUUAAUGAUUUAGAAAAAUCAAAUUCAUUCGAGCCAAUUUAUUAUGUUCCUCCUAUUGAAGAAAAUUAUGAUUUAAUGAAAGGUCUCAUUGAUCGUAUUAAAAGACCAGCACUUGGACUUAAUUGGCCUUACGAUCUUUCCCUUCUCACUUCAAUCGAUUCUUCAGCAAAUUAUUAUGCUGAUUAUCUAACCAAGUGUCAUUCACCAAAUGACAAAAUACACAUGGUUGGCUACUCGUUUGGAGGUAUUAUUGCUUAUAAUAUCGCUUGUGAAUUAGAGACUCGAUUUUUGUCUAACGGAAGUGGGCCGAUAAUCGAGAAAUUAAUUCUGAUAGAUGCUGAUCCUGAAAAGUUGAAAAAAGUGGCUGAAAUAACUAAAAAUACUCGAGUUAAAACUAAAGAUAUGAAUAUUCUAGAGACCGAAUUUGUUAAAGGAGCCAUUCAGCGAGUGUUUUCAAAUUUAGAUCCGAACCAAUUCGAUCUCGAAAUAAGAAAUUACUCCAAUCGAAAAGAAAGAUUCGAAAAAUUCACAAAAAUAAUGAUCGAUAAAGGAAUUCCCGAAGAUAAGGCAGAUAUGAUUUCUAAAGUUAAUGAGUUAACUUUUCAAAAAGGACAAAUGCUCAUCAAUUAUUCACCAAAACUGAAAUCGAAGCUAACUGAAAUAGUUCAUAUUCGAGCUAAAACUGAUUUACCAUUAUUCCAAAGUUCAAAACAAACUGAUUUCAAACUUGGAACCGAACACUUUUUUGAUGGUAAUCAUCACACGGUAAUCGGAUCAAAUUUGGACGCUAUCGAGAAAAUAACAAACAAUUUCUUCGAUAUCCAAGAAGAUGAUAACAAUAACGAUUUAACAAACAUCCAGCAAUCUAUUAAUAAUUGAAUUAAUAACCAAGCAUUAUAAUCAAAAAUUGUUUAAGAUAUGAAUUCAUAUAAAUUUCGAUAAAUAUGUGUCUUUUAUCAAAUAUCAUAUAUUAAUCUUAAGUUGAAAGUUUCCUUGACAUUUAAAUCAAUAAACAAUCUAAGGAGGGUCUCCCAUUUUUUUCACUUUCAAUCAAGAACUAUACUAAUCGACUUUGUA
Molecule: messenger RNA, 5202 nt
Organism: Panonychus citri (citrus red mite)
Lineage: Eukaryota; Metazoa; Arthropoda; Arachnida; Trombidiformes; Tetranychidae
Product: fatty acid synthase-like
Biological process (GO): fatty acid biosynthetic process
Molecular function (GO): phosphopantetheine binding; fatty acid synthase activity; oxidoreductase activity
Source: RefSeq, a predicted model, not a curated record